Messenger RNA from Xenia sp. Carnegie-2017, 791 nucleotides. RefSeq lists its product as uncharacterized. Bases 1 to 636 code for a protein of 211 amino acids. The transcript has 2 exons. Lineage: Eukaryota; Metazoa; Cnidaria; Anthozoa; Malacalcyonacea; Xeniidae. The record is from RefSeq and is a predicted model, not a curated record.
AUGGACCGAGGUGGCGAAAAGCUUCUGGGAAUCAUUUUAGAUGAAGACCUAAGUUUUUCAAAUCAUAUUGAUAAGCUAUGUUCCAAAUUAGCCAAACGAAUUGGCCUUCUUAAAAAGUUAAGAUAUUAUCUACCAUUGGAUGAACGCAUUGCGUUUUAUAAUGCCACUAUUAAAUCUGCUAUGAUGUUUGGCAGCUGUGUUUGGUCAAAUACAACAAAAGAUAACUUGGAUCAAAUUACAAAAUUGCAAAAGAGAGCAGCUCGCGUAAUUCUAGAUGCCUCAACACGCGAUAGAAGUAUUCCACUCUUUUCCAAAUUGGGCUGGAUACCUUUUAGUAAGGAAGUGGAAAUUAGAAAGGCCAUGAUUUGUCAUAAACGUUUCUAUGGUAACUGUCCAUCUUAUAUUAUUGAUAUUCUACCAACAAAUGCCAGUCGCCACAAUAGAAAUACUCGUUAUCAAGACUUAACUAUUUGUUUACCCAAAACGAAGAGACAAAAUGAUGGUGGGCGAUCUUUUGCUGCUACUGCAAGUCGAUUUUGGAACAGUUUACCUCUUACUAUGCGUAAACUUUCAUCAGCUACACUUUUUAAAAAGAAACUUUAUGAUAAAGCUAAUUCAGAUAUGCUCAUAGAAUAAUUUAUUAUUUAGUUUUUUAGUAUUUUUAGUCUUGUGUAAUUCUGAUUUUUAAAUUGUAAUUAAUCUCGUAGUUUGUUAGUUUGAGGGCCACAAGUUUUUCACACUUGUUGUGUCACGUGUUACCCUCUUUUAAUAAAGUUUAAUCAAUCAAUCAA